AUUUAAAACCUCCGCUCUGAGAGCAAUGUGAGCUCGGUGCUGUGCAGACCUAUAUAAGAGGCUGUGAGUUAAAUAAUGUAGAAUUUUGUGCAAAGCAGAGGACAGUCAAGAAGGGAAGGUGCUGCAUGUUUUUUAGAUGGGAAAUCUGUUGGGCAGCUGGCGUUUCAAGGAGCCGAGCACCGUUGAGGAAUGCGACUCGACGUGGGGGUCGGACUCCGAGAGCGACGAGCCGGCGGCUGAAGAUGACAGCGGCAUGUCCGACUCCGUCAGCCCGGCGGAGAGCGAGCGGGCCGCCGGAGACUCGUCUCCGCAGCUUACUGAAUCCCCUGAGUCCGUUCCAAAGAUGAAGAGGAGUUUCUACGCUGCCAGGGAUCUCUACAAAUACCGUCAUAGCUACCCGAACUACAGAAAGUCUCGGCAACCCAAUGAGUACCGUAACCUCCGCUUCUACCUGAACAAGAUCCCUCUGGUCCCUGAUGGUAUCUACAUAGAGGAGAUUCUGACGAAGUGGAGAGGCGACUAUGACAAACUGGAGCACAAUCACACCUACAUUCAGUGGCUGUUCCCAUUGAGAGAACAAGGGCUCAACUUCUACGCACAUGAACUGACUCAGGACGAGAUCAAAGAAUUCCAAAGCACCCGGGAAGCCAAGCGCAGAUUUCUGGCCGCCUACUCCAUCAUGUUGGACUUCUAUGGGAUCAAACUGCUGGAUAAGAGUGGGAAUGUUGCUCGUGCUUCCAACUGGCAGGAGCGAUUCCAGCACCUAAAUGAGUCUCAGCACAACUACCUGCGCAUCACUCGCAUCCUGAAGUCCCUUGGUGAGCUCGGCUACGAGGCCUUCAAGGCCCCUCUGGUCCGUCUGUUCCUGGAGGAGUCGCUGUGUCACAACACCCUUCCCAACAUGCAGCACAGCGUCCUGGAAUACUUUGUCUACACCAUUCGCCUGCCAGCCACCCGCAGGCGGCUGCUCCGCUACGCCCGCCAGCACUACAGGCCCGCCCACGCUUUCCUCUGGGGCCCACCGCCUAAGCGGCGAGGUGGGGGUGGUGCUGGAGGGAGCGCAGGUGCUGGAAGUAGUGGCAUCAGAGCGCCUGCUCCAACACCAGAGCCGCAGAGGAGGGGGGAGGAGAGCAGCCCGACUGCAAGUAGUGGGAUUAUUGUGUCUUCCCAUGAUGCCAUGAUGUGCCAGGAGCUGGUUGGAGUGGGGCUGAAGGGCUCUGCAGGACUCGGCUCCAGUAUGAGCGGGCUGGAAGGAGCGCUGAUGAUGGUGGGGGCGAGAGGAGAGAUUAACGACUACAGUGAGAUUGUUCCUUUGUAGUCUCAGUGUAAAACAAAACAGCUGUUUUUAAAGUUACUGGUUGUAAAGAAUAAAACCUUUGUUUAUUCCAGAGCUCUCUGAAGCUUCUGGAUCAUCCUGUAGGUACAGAAACGUAGAGAGAAUAAGUACAACACAUUCAUAGAACUGACUGAAGUGACAUUAUUAGAAACAAUCCAGGUUAAGGGCUUUUCACAAAAAACUUCUCUGAUAGGUCGGUUCAGCUGUGUUGAAUAUGAGAUAACUAACUCGCCUUGGUCUAAAUCACAAACCAUGUAAAUCAUAAGAGAGCCAAGGCUUUUCCUGAUCAGGGCUACAUGUGAUCACAACUUAGACAGAAGACUGCCUUAUUUCAUUUUUAAACUGGGACUUUGUCUGAGAUGAGAAGGGUUACUGAUACUAAAAACAUUUCAGAAGAACCAAAACCAUCAUGUGACUGGCAUUUCAGUCAUGUGAUGAGGAAACAAAGUCCUGCGUUAUCACCAAACAUGUCAGAACAAGCUGAGCUGACUUUGUACAGGCGCUGUAAAGUGAAAACUAUAAUGUGAAGAAGAUCAGGAGAAGUUAGUCCUCCUUUCUUUUUUUAUUCUCUGGACACAAAGUGAGUGUGUGUGGGGGGAAGAGGGGGGGCUAAUUUAUCAUAGCAAUAUUCUUAAAGCAUUUGUGGAGCUUGAAAUCCUCACAUUGUUGUUAAUAAUAACCGGCACAACUGGAUAUUUAUCUGCACUGCAAUUUUCUUGUAUAAAAGCUGAAGGUAGCUGCUCCCUCAUGAAUUGUACAUAAAUAUACGUAGAGAGAAAAAGUGGACUUGUUGUGAUUAGAUGUCUGUGAUCAACAGUUAAGAAAUCACUUAAAUCACUACAGCGACCAUUUUCCUGUGAAACAAACUCAAAGAUAGAAAGUCAUGCUGUUAUCUGGAGGAUAAUAUCAUAUCACUGCAUCAUAGGAUGGAAAUGUGACAGAUCAAUAUAAGUCCAGCUUUCCUACAAAGAUAGUGAACAGUUCAAAUACGGAGGGACUCUGGAUGAUAUUUCAAAGUAAACCAUUUGAUCAUAUUACUCAAACUAUAACAGGAGUGUCAUUAUGUGCACAGAAUAUGAAUCAACAUGAGUAAGACACUGUCAUCCUCUUCAUGAGUGCUACAUCUGAGGAAAAUGGCCGCUGUGUAAAUAUGGUGACUAGAGGGACUUUUAAGUGACAUCACUUCUCUCCUAACCUACAACUAAAAAUCCAUGAAGAUACUCCAGAAGUCUGUCUGCAAUUGUGUCUGAGAAUAGUUUAUAUUCUGCGUCGCCCUUACGCAGCAGUUGUCGACGCAGAUGUGAGCUCUGCAUACUUGUGCGUCGAUGUGUCCGUAAGCAUGGUCUCUCCGAUGGUCGGGUUGUCUGUUUCCGGCCCGGCUACGAUCUCUGUUUAUUUUUCCACAGAGAUUCAGAGGAUACUAUGUUGAUUCAGAGCUGAUACAUGUAGCUGUUUAUCAUACAGCAAUGAUUACAGGGAAGAAAAAAGAGAACACCUCGGAGGAGAUGAAGUACACGGCCGAUGUAAAUGCGGGAAACACAAUGCAGCGGAGGGCUUGUGGUCUGCGUCAAUUCGAUGAGUAGUUACAUUUUGGAGGAGGUGUGCGUCAGCUCCAUGCGUAGGCCUCUGCGAAGGCAGGUUACUAGACAACAGUAAACUUUGUGCUAUUGAAGCAGGCUUAACCAUCUGAAAGAGUUAUUGAACCGUUGUAAAGCAGAUAUCUGUUGUUAAUGGUCGUUCCUGUUAACAGUUUGUACUUCAACUUGUAAAAAGUUGAAACUGCUGCUGUUGGGCAAGUUUAAGACAUUUUCCCACUGACUGCAAACAUUCACAAUUUGUGAUAUUAAAAUGAAUUCUACUAUUAAAAGAGCAAGACACAGUUUUUUGAUCUUGAAUAGUACUUACUGAACAAAUCAGCAUAGUGUGUACCGCUUUGUCCCCAGGGGCGCCAAAACCACCACAAACUGAAUGUUCCUCACAGGAGCUUUAAUGUGGACUCAUUUUUAAUAGUAGUUCUCUGCUUCCAGUGUUCCCACUCAAACAAACAAGCAGCAGCUGAAAUCAGAUGUUUUUAACUUUUGGGAAAUGUUUAAGCUUUUAUUAACAUUUUCUCUGACCGUGUUGUAGAAAUGGAUUUGUUCAUUUUUCCAAGUUUGGAGUGUUUGUCACCUAAAAGCCCUCUGCUCUUAACCUUAUAAAAGAGAUGGGAUGUGAAGUGUAACUGAAGUUAAUGUGAACAAACGUGAUGUGAAGGUUGUUGCACUUUUUGACAAUCCGUGUCUUCCUGUUGAAAGCGCUGUAGGUUUCUGCAAACUGUUUGGAAAUAGAUAGAAUCUAAAUAUGCUCCGAAACAGAUUGAUUGUUUUCCUCUUGCCUAACUUUGCAAUAAUUUGGCAAUAUUCAUUAGCUUCCAAUAAGGCUUCAUAUUGAUAAAGCUGACUAUCACUCAUUAUUCAUCCUUAUGGAAAUGUGUUCUUUAACACCCCUCAGUAUAUUCCCCUAACACUCUUCUACAACGAGGGUCACAUUAUUAGCAUGCAUAGCGCUCCUCUGAAAGUAACGCUGUAAUGUGUUUUAGGGUGUGCAGCUUCUUCAGGAAGUGAAGCAUAUUUACUGCAGCUGUACACUCACCUCUGAUGUGAGACGGUGAUGAGACACCUUAUCGUCAUCCACAUCAUGUCAGAGGUUCGCAGCAGCAGCUUGCCUGUGUUUUAGUUUUUAUUUUAAUAGCCUGAUAUGUGAGGAAGUGUGCUCUAGUGGUUCUCUAAGCCAAUGUUGACUCAGCAGAGAGAAUUUAAAGGGAUAGUUAACGUAUUUUUAAACUUGGGUCCUAUUUUUACACAUUUUGGGGUCUAAAUGACGAGUAUGAAAAGAUUGAAUUUCUUCGACUAGCAGCCACAAAACAGGCUGUAAGAAGUGCAGUGUUAUCUUUAGGAGCAAACACUUAAGGGAUAAUGUAUGGAUAGUUGGUAGUUAUGGGAUAGAAUCCUGACAGGGGGAGACAAAGACUCCAACUAAUAUUGCGUAACAGGAUCCAAUAUGAAAAUGUCCGUAGUUUGCCGAUUUAGCAUGCUAACCUAAACCAACGUUUUAGUCACAUCGUUUUGAUGCUAACGGAAACUACCCGUUUUACCUCACCUUACGGUCUAUGGUGUCAACAAGCAGAAGCAAAAUGAGCCGGAACUAUUUCCCAUGGAUUGAUUUGGCAUGACGUGUGAUCAGUUUGCCUCUGGCUGUUUGAUCAAUCAGAAUCAAGCAUCUUACACAACCUGAUAAUCAGUAAGAAAGCCAGGUGAUAAGCCUGAUUAAGGUCCUUUCUCAACAAUAAAUCUAUAUAUUUUUCAGUCUAGCAGUUUUGAAUUCUGAAAGUUAUAUUUUUGGGGCUUUUACACCUUUAUUUUAUAGAGGACAGUGGAUAGUGUAGGAAACUGGGAGAGAGUGGGGGAAUGACAUGCAGGAAAGAUGCCGCAGGCUGGAUUCGAGCCCGUGCCGCCUGCUACAUGGGCGUGCAACUGAACCAUUAGGCUAAGUCUGCACCCGCAGUUUUGAAUUCUUAUUCUAAGUGUCUGCUAAGAAUAUGAAAAGAACCCCUGCAGAAAGAUUAUUUCGGUCACCACGAGUAUCGGUUACUGGACGUCUCCAGACAAACACAGGAGUUUAACCUUCAGGGCGUUGGAGUUGGUGGUCUACCCCUGCCUCGAUUGUGUCAUUGCUCCUCUAAAGAAUAGUCUGUUGAAUCCAAACUCACCUUCCAAAACCCCAAAGUGAAACAGUCACAUAAAUAAGUCUUAAACACGUCAUUUAGACCUCAGUGAGUGGGUCCAGGUUUAUUAACACUUUAAGCCCACUUUAUGAUCGCUCUGUUUGAUUCUGCUGUAGAUAGUUCUCUGUGAAAUUAAAGCCAUGUGAGACAGCAAUGAUUCUGUCUGUUUUCAGCUGUUCUUCCUGUAGAAUGAAGCCUUUUUUUUAAUACAAGCUAACAAGGUCUCUACAUUUGCUCCCCAGCCAAGUGUAUCUGAUAUAAUUGUAAAACUAACUUUUCAGGUGAAUCGUGUGAAACAUGGGCUCAAGUAUCUGAAUUUUUAGUAUGUGUGCAUACACGUGUGUGAGAAUGUGUGUCUGAUAUUCUUAAGUGCCUUUUUUGUAUUUUUUAUGUUUCUGAAUGCUGUCUUUCCCGACUCAUGUCCCGUUCAUCCCGUUUUUUUGUAGAGCAUUUUGAUAUUUGCCUAAUUGUUGCAUUAUAAUCAUAAACAGUGAGUAUUAAUGUACAGUAACAGCAGGGAUGAAUCCCAUAAAGACUGGAGAGGUUAAUAAUAAUAUAUACUACUUGAAAUUGUAUUGGGCUUAUUGAUAAAAAUGUGAUUGUUUCAUUGAUAAAUAUUCACUAUGCUUUCAUCUUUCAUCAUAGAUUUGCCACAAUGACUGGACAUUUGCCCUAUAAUGUGAAUUUGCCACUCUUGACGUAAAUAAAAAUGGGAAUGUGGAUUAA
Molecule: messenger RNA, 5825 nt
Organism: Notolabrus celidotus (New Zealand spotty)
Lineage: Eukaryota; Metazoa; Chordata; Actinopteri; Labriformes; Labridae
Gene: ogfrl1
Product: opioid growth factor receptor-like 1
Exons: 7
Coding region: 137-1318 (393 amino acids)
Cellular component (GO): membrane
Molecular function (GO): opioid growth factor receptor activity
Source: RefSeq, a predicted model, not a curated record